Physeter macrocephalus (sperm whale) is the source of this 3555-nucleotide messenger RNA. RefSeq names its product ATPase 13A5 (gene ATP13A5). The record is from RefSeq and is a predicted model, not a curated record. NCBI's taxonomy places the organism in Eukaryota, Metazoa, Chordata, Mammalia, Artiodactyla, Physeteridae. Gene Ontology annotation, cellular component: late endosome membrane. Gene Ontology annotation, biological process: intracellular calcium ion homeostasis; polyamine transmembrane transport. Gene Ontology annotation, molecular function: P-type transmembrane transporter activity; ATPase-coupled monoatomic cation transmembrane transporter activity; ATP binding.
AUGCGUUUUUAUGUGGGAAAAAAUAGAGUAAAUCUUUUAUUAACUCUCCAGGAGGUGUUUGGUUACCAGACCCAGAAUCUACGCAGAGCUCUCUGCCUCAUAACAUCCGUGCUGACCUGUGGGGUCCUUCUCCUGUUAUUCUACUGGAAGCCCCAGUGGAGGGUAUGGGCCAACUGUAUCCCAUGCUCCUUGCAAGAAGCAGACACUGUUUUGCUAAGGACAACGGAAGAAUUUCAAAGAUAUAUGAGGAAGAAGGUAAUCUGCCUCUACUUAUCCACACUGAAGUUUCCUGUAAGCAAGAACCCAGAAGAACCCCUGGUGGCUGACUACCACUCUGUCAUAAACCAAGCCAUACUGAAGCCAGAAUUAAAAUUGCAAUGUAUCCAAGUGCAGAAAAUCAGGUAUGUUUGGAACCACUUGGAGAAGAGGUUUCAGAAAGUUGGGUUGUUGGAAGAUAGCAACACCUGCUACGACAUCCAUCAUACGUUUGGACUGGGUCUGACCGGUGGAGAACAAGAGGUCAGGAGAUUAGUGUGGAGGCCAAAUGCCAUUGAGGUUGAAAUCCAACCCACGUGGAAGGUGCUUGUUAAACAGGUUUUACAUCUAUGCUACGUGUUUCAAGCCUUUACCCUCACUUUGUGGCUGUCUCAAGGUUACAUCGAAUACUCAGUGGCCAUCAUCAUUGUUCUCUCCAUUGUCUUAAGUGUGUACGAUUUGCGACAGCAAUCAGUUAAGCUGCACAACCUUGUGAAGGAUCACAACAAAGUCCAGGUUACAAUCAUUGUAAAAGGCAAAGGUUUGCAGGGGCUAGAAUCCCUUCUCUUGGUUCCCGGAGAUAUUCUUAUUCUUCCAGGAAAACUUUCAUUGCCAUGCGAUGCUGUUCUGAUUGAUGGAAGCUGUGUGGUGAAUGAAGGCAUGCUCACAGGAGAAAGUACACCUGUUACAAAGACACCAUUGCCCCAAAAGGAGAACACCACAGCCUGGAAAUCCCACAGUUUGGAAGGCUAUCGGAAACAUGUCCUUUUCUGUGGAACAGAAGUUAUCCAGGUCAAGCCCUCUGGGCAGGGGCCAGUAAGAGCAGUCGUUUUGCAAACAGCUUACAAUACAGCUAAAGGGGACUUGGUGAGAUCCAUCCUCUACCCCCGGCCUCUGAACUUCAAACUGUACAAUGAUGCCUUCAAGUUCAUAGUGUUCCUCGCCUUCCUUGGAGUCAUGGGUUUCUCCUAUGCCCUUGGUGUAUAUAUGUACCAUGGAGUCUCUCCAAAAGAUACUGCAACCAAGGCCCUGCUCCUCCUCCCCGUGAUGUCCCUUCUGUGCUGCCAGCCGCCCUCCCUGACCACAGGCAUCAUGUAUGCACAAAGGAGGCUGAAGAAAAAGAAAAUCUUCUGUAUCUCCCCACAGAGAAUGAACAUGUGCAGGCAAAUCAACCUCGUGUGCUUUGACAAAACUGGCACUCUCACAGAAGAUGGACUGGACCUCUGGGGGACUGUUCCUACUGCUGACAACUGUUUCCAGGAAGUCCACAGCUUUGCCUCCGGUAAGGCUCUGCCCUGGGGCCCACUGUGUGUGGCCAUGGCCAGCUGCCACUCUCUGAUCCUUCUCGACAGGACCAUCCAGGGAGACCCACUGGACCUCAAAAUGUUUGAGGGCACAGCUUGAAUAAUGGAAGAUUGCAAUGUAGACUACUGCAAAUUUGGGAUAUCAGUUUCCAACAUAAGAAUAAAACCAGGACCAAAAACCAGUUGGAGUCCCUUGGAAGCCAUAGCCAUCUUUCGACAGUUUCCUUUUUCCUGCAGCCUGCAGAAGAUGUCUGUGGUCGUUCAGCGAGGGGAGGAUUACUUUUGUGUCUGUAUGAAAGAUGCCCCGGAGAUGCUGGCUAGGUUCUGCAGAUCUGAAACAGGAUCUAAAAUAAAGCAAGAGAAGGUGGAGCCAGAGUUAACAUUUCUGGGACUUCUCAUAAUGGAGAAUCACUUGAAAAAGGAAACAAAACCAGUCUUGAAGGAACUGAGCUAGGUCCGCAUCAGGACUGUGAUGAUUACCGCCCACUUUCUUUGUCAUCUGGGUGACAACCUUCAAACAGCGAUUACUGUUGCAAAGAAUUCUGAAAUGAUUCCUCGAGGAAGCCACGUGAUCCUUGUUGAAGCCAAUGAACCCGAAGAGUUUGUCCCUGCCUCCGUGACCUGGAAGCUGGUAGAGAACCAAGAGAAUGGGCCUGGAAAGAAUGAAACCUACAUUAACAUUGGAAACAGUUCAGUGCCUGAUGGAGAAAGAGGGAGCUGUUACCAUUUCGCAGUGAGUGGGAAAUCAUACCAAGUGAUAGUUCAGCAUUUCAGCAGCUUGCUUCCAAAAAUUCUGGUGAAUGGAAUCAUUUUUGCAAGAAUGUCCCCUGGGCAGAAAUCUAGACUCGUUGAAGAAUUUCAGAAAUUAAAUUAUUAUGUAGGCAUGUGUGGAGAUGGACCUAAUGACUGUGGGGCUUUGAAAAUGGCUCAUGCAGGCAUUUUGCUGUCAAAACAGGAGGCAUCUGUGGCCUCCCCUUUCACCUUGAAAACAGCCAACAUCGAGUGUGUGUCUCAUCUCAGCAAAGAAGGCCUAGCUGUUCUCGUCUCAUCAUUUGGGAUAUUUAAAUACUUGACCAUGUAUGGCAUAAUCCAGUUUAUGGGUACAUCACUGCUCUACUGGCAACUACAGCUCUUCAGGAUUUACCAGUAUCUCAUGCCAGAUGCUGCUACUACUUUGAUCGUCUGUUUAACAAUGGGCUCAACUCAUGCCUACCCAAAGCUGGUUCCAUACCAACCAGCAGGACAGCUCCUUUCUCCCCCUUUGCUGUGGUCAGUCUUUUAAAACACCUGCUUCACCUGCAUUGUGCAGGUCUGUGCAUUUCUCUGUGUGAAGCAGCAGCCCUGGUAUUGUGAGGUCUACAGAUACAGUAAGUGCUUUCUGGACAACCAGAGUAAUUUCUCAACAAAUGUGAGUUUGGAAAGAAACUGGACUGGAAAUGCAACUCUGAUUCCCAUUUCAGUUUUAAGCUUUCAGAGUACCACGCUAUGGCCCAUCACCACCAUCAACUGUAUCACAACAGCAUUUAUCUUUUCUAAGGGAAAGCCAUUUCAAAAACCCAUCUAUACAAACUAUAUAUUCUCACUUCUGCUGGUAUCUGCCUUGGGCCUCACAAUUUCCAUUCUGUUUUCCGAUUUUCAAGAUAUAUACCGUGGGAUGGAGUUCAUCCUAACCAUCACAUCAUGGAGGAUUUCAAUUUUGGUGGCAGCCCUCACCCAAUUCUGUGUUGCCUUCUUUGAUGCCAUCCUUCAAAAUCGAGAGCUCUGGCUAUUGAUCAAGAAAAAAUUUGGAAUCCAUUCUAAAAGUCAAUAUAAGAACUGGCAAAAAAAACUGGCAGAAGACCCAACCUGGCCUCCCACAAACAGGAUAGAUUAUUCAGGCGAUGGCACAAAUGGAUUCUACAUCAACCAAGGCUAUGAAAGCUCUGAACAGAUUCCAAAAGAAAAACUCGAAUUGGGAGGCCAAACCACAGAACAACAUUUUUGGACCAGAUUGUAA